GCACCAUGCCUAGCCCCUGAAACGUGGCGUUGGGGAGAGAGUGGGAUUCCAUCAGUUCCAUUUUGUGGGCACCGGCCGGCCCUCCCAACCAGGAGGGAUUGUAAAACCUGCGCCGACGCAGCGGUCAAGGUCAUGGAGGACAGUGACUCGGAAUCCGAGGAUGCGACCAACGAGUCGCAGCACGAUGAGGAUGAGAGCGUGGACGAGGCCCCGAUGGUUAGCACCAAGGAUUCGGCGACCGCAUCCCCGGAGGAGCUGCGGGCCCUAGCGGCGAACUGCUGCACGGAUGGGGCGCAGCUGCUCAGAAAGGGCGAGAUGGAGGAGGCACAACAACAGCUCCUCCGCGGCCAGACCUUGCUGGAGCGUGCAGAGGCGGCCUCCAGUGUUAGCAGUGACAAGAAGGCGUUUGCAGUCUUGCAGGCGGAGAUCGCCGGCAACUUGGGCAUUUGCUACAGGCGCGCGAAAGACUUCGACAAUGCCAUACAGCAGCUGCAGCUGGCGCUCCAAUACCACCAGGUCCGGUUGGACGCAGAGAAGGCGGCCCAGUUGGAUGCGCCCGACCUUCGCACCCUCGUUGCGGCACACUUGAACUUGGCCUCCUGCCAUUUGGAGUCGGAGGCGCCCGGGCCAGCGCUGAAGCACGCGUCCAUGGCGGCCCAGAUCAGCGGGCAAGUGCUGAGCAGGACUGGAGAAGCUGGCACGCCAGAACCGACAGAGAAUGACUUCGCCAUGCUGGCGGUGUCCUUCCACAAGGCCGCAGAAGCACACGAAGCUCUCAAGGAGUGGGGCAAGGCGAUCUUUGCCCACACCCAAGCGCGGGAGGUGGUUCAGCGCAGCCUCGGCGCGGCCCACCCCUUGGCGCAGUCCCUGGCACGCUGCCAGCCACGUCCGAACACCGGCAGGUCAGAGUUCCUGGAGAACUACGCCGCCAGCAUUGGAAGGAGCACUGGUUGCCCCUUGCUGCGGCCAGGCAAAGGGCAGAAAGUCUUGCCCACAAUACCUCGAGGAGCGCGAGGGAAGCCGUUGACCUCCGUAGACUUCCAGCUCACAGGAUACCAGAUCCAAAAGGUGGACUUCCCCAGCUGGCCUCCUGAGAGUUCGAGCAACGAAGAGAAGGAGUGGUACGCCAUGGCCCGAGCCCUGCGCCAUGAGGCCCCGCCCUUGCCCAAGCUGGCCGCGAAGCAGGAGCCUGUGGUGGACAACUUCCCCGCGAUUCCUCCUCCCAAAGGCAUUCGGCGAAGCCGACCCAGCUGAACACCAGCACGAUGGGAAUCCCUCGUUUCGGC
Messenger RNA from Effrenium voratum, 1286 nucleotides. The record is from the annotation of a GenBank genome assembly. NCBI's taxonomy places the organism in Eukaryota, Dinophyceae, Suessiales, Symbiodiniaceae.